Molecule: messenger RNA, 663 nt
Organism: Cooperia oncophora
Lineage: Eukaryota; Metazoa; Nematoda; Chromadorea; Rhabditida; Trichostrongylidae
Source: the annotation of a GenBank genome assembly
AUGCAACAACAAGAGGAGCCUCUGCAGUUUCCUUGUAGGGAACACCCAAACGAGUUCAGAGACGAAUUCUUCUACUAUCCUCAGCAUGGCAGUUCCACCGGUCAUGCGGUUAACCAUGUGGAUUACGGCCUUGCCUGGAAUAAUCAUCGUGUCCCGAACACCAUUCUUCCUCCACAUCCCGCACAAGCGCAGUUCUGUGAGCAAAUGUUCCAUCCUUAUUGUUUGAGCGACGGAAGUUCGAACGAGAGAAAUAUUGGCGAACGGCAAAGAUUGCGCUUUUCACGUGAAGUACAAAGGAUGGAUGAGUUUCUCGAAAGGAGCAAUGGCCGUCAAGGGAAGGAUGUUUCUCAGUCUUCCACGAAUCUCUCUCGUCCAGGUGCACAGAGUGACGGAAGCCUGGAACGCAGCACUACCCGUUCUCGUCCCAAGCGAAGUCUUUUAGCGAGACUGAGAGCGAAAAAAGAGAAAGAAUCAGCGUCCAAAUGUUCAGCGGAGAAUAAAGGAUCGGAAAAGAAAGAUAAAAAAACGAAGAAAAAGAAGGCUUUGAAUAAGUCGCCAUCAACAUCUUCAAAAUGUUCUGUAAACGGAGCAGCAGAACCUAAGCGUGCUGCUCUUUUAAACGUCUCUAUGAAGGAUAAGACCAAAAAGUUAGUUUCGCUUUGA